Molecule: messenger RNA, 3354 nt
Organism: Puma concolor (puma)
Lineage: Eukaryota; Metazoa; Chordata; Mammalia; Carnivora; Felidae
Source: RefSeq, a predicted model, not a curated record
AUGACUCAGCCUCCCUCGGGUCGGUGUUCCCUGGCGGUCGGCGCGAGGGCCCCCCAAAGUUCCCAGUCACAGCCCAGAUGUCGCGCGCGGGCCGGGGGCUCCGACAGCUGGGUCCCGGUGGGAGCGGCCAGAGAGGCCGCGGGGGAGGCGGGGGGGGUCCUCUGGGCGCCCAGAGCUUCCCCGACUUCCUUUCGCCUCGCCCCUUCUUUGGCGCGCAGCCCGAAAGCACCUCCCGCCCAAGGGGUGGGGGUCGGCGUGGGGGAGCGGGUGGCCUCCCGGCCUCAGGAGAGUCUCGCCUUCCCGAAAUCUAGGGGGGUGAAGCUCUGGGCCUCGGCUUUUGGUGGGGAGAUAAAAUCCAUUGCUGCUAAGUACUCUGGUUCCCAGCUUCUGCAAAAGAAAUACAAAGAGUAUGAGAAAGACGUAGCCAUAGAAGAAAUUGAUGGCCUCCAACUGGUGAAAAAGCUGGCAAAGAACAUGGAAGAGAUGUUUCACAAAAAGUCUGAAGCAGUGCGGCGUCUUGUGGAGGCUGCAGAAGAGGCACAUCUGAAACAUGAAUUUGAUGCAGACUUGCAGUAUGAAUACUUCAAUGCUGUGCUGAUAAACGAAAGGGACAAAGAUGGGAAUUUUUUGGAGCUGGGGAAGGAAUUCAUCUUAGCCCCAAAUGACCAUUUUAAUAAUUUGCCUGUGAACAUCAGUCUGAGUGACGUCCAGGUGCCAACGAACAUGUACAACAAAGACCCGGCAAUCGUCAAUGGGGUUUAUUGGUCCGAAUCCCUAAACAAAGUUUUCGUAGAUAACUUUGAUCGUGACCCGUCUCUCAUAUGGCAGUACUUUGGAAGUGCAAAGGGCUUUUUUAGGCAGUAUCCAGGGAUUAAAUGGGAACCAGAUGAGAAUGGAGUCAUUGCCUUUGACUGCAGGAACCGAAAAUGGUACAUCCAAGCAGCGACUUCUCCGAAAGACGUGGUCAUUUUAGUGGACGUCAGUGGCAGCAUGAAAGGGCUCCGUCUGACUAUUGCAAAGCAAACCGUCUCAUCUAUUCUGGAUACGCUGGGGGAUGAUGACUUUUUCAACAUAAUUGCUUAUAAUGAGGAGCUUCACUAUGUGGAACCUUGCCUGAACGGGACAUUGGUGCAAGCUGACAGGACAAACAAGGAGCACUUCAGGGAGCAUCUGGACAAGCUGUUUGCCAAAGGAAUUGGAAUGCUGGAUAUAGCUCUGAAUGAGGCCUUCAACAUUCUCAGUGAUGUCCGCAUCUUCACCUACCUCAUUGGACGGGAGGCUGCUUUUGCAGACAAUCUCAAGUGGAUGGCUUGUGCCAACAAAGGAUUUUUCACCCAGAUCUCCACCUUGGCUGAUGUGCAGGAAAAUGUCAUGGAAUACCUGCAUGUACUCAGCCGGCCCAAAGUCAUCGAUCAGGAGCACGACGUGGUAUGGACUGAAGCUUACAUCGACAGCACUCUCCCUCAGGCACAAAAGCUUGCCGAUGAUCAGGGCCUCGUCCUGAUGACCACGGUCGCCAUGCCUGUGUUUAGUAAGCAGAACGAAACCAGAUCAAAGGGCAUUCUUCUGGGUGUGGUUGGCACAGAUGUCCCAGUGAAAGAGCUUCUGAAGACCAUCCCCAAAUACAAGUUAGGGAUUCACGGUUAUGCCUUUGCGAUCACAAAUAAUGGAUAUAUCCUGACGCAUCCAGAACUCAGACCACUGUACGAGGAAGGAAAAAAGCGAAGGAAACCUAACUACAGUAGCGUUGACCUCUCGGAGGUAGAGUGGGAAGACCGGGAUGAUGUGUUAAGAAACGCCAUGGUGAACCGAAAGACUGGGAAGUUCUCUAUGGAGGUGAAGAAGACAGUGGACAAAGGGAAACGGGUUUUGGUGAUGACAAAUGACUACUAUUAUACAGACAUCAAGGGUACCCCUUUCAGCUUAGGUGUGGCGCUCUCCAGAGGCCAUGGGAAAUAUUUCUUCCGAGGGAAUGUAACCAUUGAAGAAGGCCUGCAUGACUUAGAGCACCCUGACGUAUCCCUGGCAGAUGAAUGGUCCUACUGCAACACUGACCUACACCCGGAGCACCGUCAUCUAUCUCAGCUAGAAGCCAUCAAGCUCUACCUCAAAGGCAAAGAACCUCUGCUCCAAUGUGAUAAAGAAUUGAUACAAGAAGUCCUUUUUGAUGCCGUGGUGAGCGCUCCCAUUGAAGCAUAUUGGACCAGUCUUGCCCUCAACAAAUCUGAGAACUCUGACAAGGGCGUGGAGGUUGCCUUCCUCGGCACUCGUACGGGCCUCUCGAGGAUCAACCUGUUUGUUGGGGCUGAGCAGCUCACCAAUCAGGAUUUCCUGAAAGCUGGAGACAAGGAGAACAUUUUUAACGCAGACCAUUUCCCUCUCUGGUACCGAAGAGCUGCGGAGCAGAUUCCAGGGAGCUUCGUCUACUCCAUCCCGUUCAGCACAGGAAUAGUCAACAAAAGCAAUGUGGUGACAGCGAGUACCUCCAUCCAGCUCCUCGAUGAACGGAAAUCUCCUGUGGUAGCAGCUGUAGGCAUUCAGAUGAAACUUGAAUUUUUCCAGAGGAAGUUCUGGACUGCCAGCAGACAGUGUGCCUCUCUGGAUGGCAAAUGCUCCAUCAGCUGUGAUGACGAGACUGUGAACUGUUACCUCAUAGACAAUAAUGGGUUUAUUCUGGUGUCUGAAGACUACACCCAGACUGGAGACUUUUUUGGCGAGGUCGAAGGGGCCGUGAUGAACAAACUGUUAACAAUGGGCUCCUUUAAAAGAAUUACCCUGUAUGACUAUCAAGCCAUGUGCAGGGCCAACAAGGACAGCAGUGACAGUGCCAGCGGGCUACUGGAUCCUUAUCAUGCCUUCCUUGCUGCAGUAAAAUGGAUAAUGACAGAACUUGUCUUGUUUCUGGUGGAAUUUAACCUCUGCAGCUGGUGGCACUCAGAUAUGACAGCCACAGCCCAAAAAUUGAAGCAGACCCUGGAACCUUGUGAUACAGAGUAUCCAGCGUUUGUCUCUGAGCGCACCAUCAAGGAAACCUCAGGGAACAUUGCUUGUGAAGACUGCUCUAAGUCCUUUGUCAUCCAGCAAAUCCCAAGCAGCAAUCUGUUCAUGGUGGUAGUGGACAGCAGCUGCCUGUGUGAGUCCGUGACCCCCAUCACCAUGGCCCCCAUUGAAAUCAGGUAUAACGAAUCCCUUAAGUGUGAACGAUUAAAGGCCCAGAAGAUCAGAAGGCGUCCCGAGUCUUGUCAUGGCUUCCAUCCUGAGGAGAAUGCAAGGGAGUGUGGGGGUGCACCGAGCCUGCAGGCCAAGAUGGUCCUUGUCGUCUUCCCUCUGCUCUUGAUGCUCUUUUCAAGGUGA